AUGUCUCUUGAAGAAGGCAAGCGUAAGCGCUCCAACAUAAAGCGCAACAUUUCGCGUAUUAAAUCGAUCGUCGAAGCGGCAAGGGAGUCAGAUGAUAAACUUACCAAUGCUGAGCUUCAAUGUCGACUAGGAAUACUGGAAUCUUACUUCAAGCAGGCCUUAUCCGUCCAAGCUGACAUUGAGGAUUUAGAUCCACUUGACAACGGCCGCGCAGAUCUGGAAGAUAGCUACGUAGCAGUUAAGCUGAAUAUUCAAGCGCAACUGGGAGAAGAUGCUAACGGUACAGUGCACUUUCCCGAAACGUCAACACCAGCAGUUGUUAAGCCCUCGUCGCAUCUGCCAAGACUAACAUUGCCAACAUUUAGUGGCGAUUACGCAGACUACAACAAGGGUCCCGCGCUAGAAACGGUUCAUGCAUUCCAAGUCACUAGCGAAAACUAUCCGAAGGCUUUGGAUAGGCUCAAGCAACGGUUCGACAACCCAACGUUAAUUUUUUUGGAAGGUAUUGCCUCACUGUUCGCAUUACCGGCACUGGAAAGGUCGAACGCUCAACAGCUGCGCAGUUUAAUAGACAAGGCAUCGGCAAUUUUUAGCUCCUUGGAGUCAGUAGGAACGUUUGCAAACAUCGCACAUGCAUUGCUAAUUAACAUUGUGAUGGGCAAGUGUGAUCAGCAAACCAGGAGCAAAUGGAACGAGUCUCUGGACUACAAGUCGCUUCCAACUUGGUCACAGUGCACUCAAGUCGUGGAACGACAUUGUCAGUUCUUGCACUCAUGCGAGGCAUCGUCACAACGAAAACCCGAGUCUGGAAAGCAAAAUCGCGCAAGCAAUCGCAUGCAAAAUUCGUCAUUUGCUAUCACUAACUUUAAUUGUGUUCUUUGUUCCAGUUCCAACCAUAAACUCGUCAGUUGUUUGAGGUUUAAGGAGAUGAACACAAAUCAACGCUUUGAUCUCAUCAAGAAGCAUGAUGUAUGCAUCAACUGCUUAGGCAAUGGUCAUAGAAUGAUCCAAUGUCCAUCCAGGAAUCGCUGCCGCUCUUGCAAUCGAGCACACCACACGUUGUUGCAUCAUGAGAAUGCAUCUCAACCCACUCAAACAACUCCAGUGGCAGGUCCCGCAUUCCAGCCUUCGGGGUCUACUCGACCUACAUGGCAAACUUCAUCUCAAGAAUCGACAGCAACCCACUCGCACAUGGGUGCAUCGGAAGGUGGACAGGUGAUUCUUGCAACGGCUAUGAUCCUGGUCAAGGACGCUACGGGUACGUAUAAGUUGGGCAGAGCCCUCCUAGAUUCAUGCUCUCAACUCAAUUUCAUCACUGAGGAUUUCGCGCAAAAACUACGCCUUCGACGUGAGAAACAUAAUGUGGGCGUUCGAAGCAUUGGAGACUCGCUAACCAGCCUUAAGGCGCGUACGACCACGACCAUCAAAUCGCGCACUUCAGCCUUUCAACUGUCACUUCAAUUCGGAAUCACCUCGCACAUAGCAUACCAGCCAGAUGCCGAGAUCGACACGUCCGGUUGGAGCUUGCCAGCCAAUACCAAAUUAGCAGACGCGAUGUUUUUUAAGCCCCGGCGCAUAGACCUGUUGUUAGGAACAGAGGCCUUCUUUGAUGCUCUUGCUGUUGGCCAAAUUCGACUGGGUCCAAAUUUACCGACGCUUCAGAAGACGUUGUUUGGUUGGGUCGUCUCUGGUAGGUUUCGAGGUGACUAUAACGUGACGUCAUCAUCUUGUCUGCUGUCAAAUGAAACCUCAAUCGACGAGAAUUUGCAACGCCUAUGGCAACUGGAAGCCAUCGACACGUCACCAAAACCAACUCAGCCAGACCAUCGAAUUUGUGAAGAGCAUUUCACAAAAACAACUCAUCAAGACCACACUGGUCGAAUUACUGUAAAUCUGCCAUUUAAAGACAACCCAAUUUGUCUCGGAGAUUCCUUCGAUAUCGCUCGUCGGCGAUUCCUUGCGCUUGAGAGACGUCUUCUACGUUCGUCCGAAAUCCGUCCGCAGUACAUUGCCUUCAUGGAAGAGUACGAAAGUCUUGGCCACAUGUCAGUAGUAGCACACCCCAACUUGAAAGAGCCACACUACUAUAUGCCACAUCACUGCGUGCUUAAACCUAGCAGCACGUCAACCAAAUUGCGAGUAGUGUUUGAUGCCUCGUGCCGCACCUCAACACAAACAUCAUUGAACGAUCAUUUGUUAGUGGGGCCCACAAUUCAACAAGAUUUAUACAUGCUUCUAUUACGUUUUCGUCUGUAUCGUUUCGCCAUCACCGCAGAUAUCACUAAAAUGUACAGGGCACCCCAUUUUGGCGGCCUCUGGGAAGCAGCAGUUAAAAGCGCAAAGGGACUGCUCUAUCGCACAUUGGCUAAUACAAGAUUAACAUAUGAAGAACUGAGCACUGUAGCUGUGGAAAUAGAGGCCAUACUAAACUCGCGUCCGCUCUCACCGCUAUCAUCAUAUCCCAAUGACUUUGAAGCACUCACUGCUGGACAUUUUUUGGUCGGGUCAUCGCUACGUGCCCUACCCGAAAGCUCACUCGAAGAGAGAAAUAUCUCGAAUUUGGAUCGAUACGAUAUGAUUACGGCCAUCAAGCAGCGCUUUUGGCGCCGCUGGUCUUCAGACUAUGUCAAUGAACUACGCUCACGAGUCAAGUGGACGACACCUACACCCAAUCUUGCAGAAGGUACGCUAGUGAUCAUCCACGACGAUAACCUCCCACCACAACGCUGGAAGCUUGGUCGCGUUGAGUCGACCGUACGUGGACGAGAUGGUCAUGUUCGAGUUGUGCGCCUCCGCACUACUAAUGGGAGCUGUUGCCGGCCUGUUCACAAACUUGCCAUCCUGCCAGUGUCUUGA
Messenger RNA from Anastrepha ludens (Mexican fruit fly), 2856 nucleotides. RefSeq lists its product as uncharacterized. The record is from RefSeq and is a predicted model, not a curated record. The transcript has 3 exons. Lineage: Eukaryota; Metazoa; Arthropoda; Insecta; Diptera; Tephritidae. The coding region runs from base 1 to 2856 and encodes 951 amino acids.